Molecule: messenger RNA, 861 nt
Organism: Fraxinus pennsylvanica
Lineage: Eukaryota; Viridiplantae; Streptophyta; Magnoliopsida; Lamiales; Oleaceae
Source: the annotation of a GenBank genome assembly
AUGUACCACCUUGUAGAAAGUUUCAGGAGAAACUCAAAGGGCCCAUUCAAUGGGGAAGGGCAAGGUGCUUUGCCUGGACUGUUUCUGGCUGCUGGACAUGCAUCUGGACUCAAUGUUUUCGAGAAGUUCACUGAGCAGAUUAGAGAGAUUUCUCCGAAUUCUUAUGAUUGGUUUAUUCAGAUUGAGCCGGAGCAGUGGACGAGUUCUCUAUUCAAAGGUGAGCCGUUUAACCAUAUCACAGAAAAUGUAGCAGAACCAUAUUCUAAGCUGAUGGAGGAAAUACGGGAAUCAACUUUAAUGCAGAAGAUUGAAGAAUUCAUAUACAUGGUUAGUGAAUUGAUAAAUAAUCGUCGAACAGAGUCAAGUAAAUGGACUACAAAACUUACUCCACCCAAAGAGAAAAAGAUCCAGGAAGAAGCCUUUAGAGCAGAAAAUCUUCGAGUGUUUAUGGCAUCAGAUAUUCUAUUUGAGGUUCAUGAUGAAUCUACUCAUGUAGUGAAUAUCGAGAAAUGGGACUGUACUUGCCUAGAAUGGAAAGAAUGUGGGUUACCAUGUCGACAUGCUAUUGCUUCCUUCAACAUUGCAGGGAAGAGUCUGUACGAUUAUUGUCCGAGACACUUCAGUGUUGAUACUUACAAGUCAACAUAUUCAGAGUCCAUAAACCAUAUUCCUGAAAUUGGUGCACUGGUGGGAACGGAAGAGACUGAUUUGGACACAAUGCACGUGCUUCCUCCUCUCCCUCGAUCACCAGAUCAACACAAGGCAAUCAUCAAAAUAGAGGAUCCAGAUAAGAGGACAGUCACUUGUUCGAAGUGCAAGCAACUCGGGCAUAAUAAAGCUUCAUGCAAGACCAACUUGUAG